AUGGUUAAAGAGAUUUGUGUGUUGGGGAGUAUACCUCCUUGUGUUAUUGACAUGACAGUGCUUCUAAAGAAGUUUGCCGGUGAAGAAAAGGAGAAGGAGAUGAUGUGCGUAGCCACUAGCGAACCUGAACGCACCGGUGCCUCCGAUGAUCAGUAUCUCUCGCACCUUCGACAGUAUCCGAUUCCGUCCAUACAUCGUCAUCGUGACGGCAGCGCUGCCGUUAAACUCUCCUUCCAUGAACACCAAGUUAAAGACCAUUGUGAAGAUUAUGAUAUUCAUGUCCGUCGAUGCGUACAUCCUCUGAGGCCCUGA
This is a messenger RNA of Microthlaspi erraticum, 312 nucleotides long. The record is from the annotation of a GenBank genome assembly. NCBI's taxonomy places the organism in Eukaryota, Viridiplantae, Streptophyta, Magnoliopsida, Brassicales, Brassicaceae.